AUGGCUCCGUCUGCCCCUGUCCAAACAACUUUUACCAAGGCAGCUUAUGUCGGGGAUGUCUCCGCACUCGCCCUUUUGCCUUGGCCCUCCCUUACCUCCCUCCGCUAUAAAUCGCGCCGCACACAGCCUGGCGCCGCUGCCUCUCACGAAGAGUCGUGUGCGCAGCGCGGGGGAGAGGAGAAAGAGGAGGCGGCCCAAGCAGCGGCGUGUGAGGAGCGGGCUGAGCGGCACAGCGAGCAAUGCGCGGGCGCCCAUAAAUGUGCGGGCGCCGAUAAAUGCGCGGGCGCCGAUAAAUGCGCGGGCGCCGAUAAAUGCGCGGGCGUCCAUGCGUUCGACCAUCAUGCGUCGGCUCUUGUGCUCGCAGGUGCACCUAGCUGCACGCGCACACAAGCCUCUUUCCCUCAAACACGCGCAAACGCUCGUCUCCGCGCACCCGCCAACCACUUCCCCCUGUUCGCCACUGCGCCCGCCGCUUGCCCAUUCCCGCCUCCCCUUCCGCCCUGCCUCGCCCGCGCGCCCUCCGCCUCCCCCGCGCCCCCUCUGCUCGUCUACCCCGCAUGCCCUCCCCUCCCCCGCCACGCCGCUCAUCCCUCCGCCCCCCCUCAUCCCAUCACCCUCCAUCUGCACGCUCCCAGUUCGCUGCUCUCCCCCAUCCAUUUCCCCCCUUCAAACCCUCCUGCUCCCUCUCUGCCCCCUCUUGCCCCUUUACCACUCCCUUUCCCCCUCGGCCCCCCGCCCCCGCCAGCCAUGGGGCCCACGCUGCGCUGCUACCACCUGCCGUCGGGGCGGCUGCUGGCAGCCGUUGAUGUGUUCGACGGCGUGCGCAUCCACGGGAUCGUGCCACGUGGCAGCAGAGGAGUGGGCGGCGCUGUAUGGACCCGCGAGGGCGGGGGCAAGGGGAGGGGGGAAGCAGCAGCAACGGUGGUGGUGGUGCAUGGGGAGAGGCGGGUGAAACUGGUGGUGCUGACGGUGCAGCAAGCAGCACAGGUGGCGCUGACAGUGACAGUGCAGCAGCAGGGCGUGGGGGAGCGGAGAGAGACAGCGGAGCAGGGGGGUGUGGGGCAGGGGGUGGGUGGGAGGGUAGAGCAGGGAGGCGAGGGGCAGGGAAGUGGGGGAGUGCGGAUGGCGGUGGGUGCAUGUGUGCCGUGCAGGGACCACUGGGUGUGUGAUGCCGCCCUGCUGCCCUGCCCUGCACACGCCCAUGCCACACAGGCGGGCGUGCUGGCGGUGGGGCUGAGUGACAACAGCGUGGAGCUCUGGGCCACAGCAGCCGUUGGAUCAGAUGGGACGUGUGGCCAGGAUGGCACUGGGGGGUUCUCUCUGAGGCUGCUGCGCUCUGUGGCUUGCUCAGGCACGCACUGCUCCCCUCCCCCUGGGCCCAUGCUACCGCAGUCUGCUGUACGCCAUGCGCCUGCACUGGCAUGCGCCCCUCGCAACCCUGCAUGUGGCGGCCGGCACCAUCUUCAACCGCUGCUGCUCUGGACCGUGCCCCUCCACGCCUCUGCCUGCUGCGCCACUUUGAGCAGCAGCACUGAAGAGCCAUGCCACGUGGCGCCCUCCCAUAGGCUGGGAGGUGCUCGCUUGUCCCCCUGCCCCCUUGCCCGCUUGCCCCCCUGCCCCGCUGCCCCCCUCCCCUCUUGCCCCCUUCCCUCCUGCCCCCAAGCCGACCUUCUGCACUGCCCUUUGUACCUCCUAUCCGCUACAGCCCCCCAACCUGUGCCCCUGCUCUGCCUCCCUUCUCUGCUUCACAGCACCUUACCUUCCCACACUCUUUAUGGGUCGUCUCACACCAACACCAUCGCACCAUCAUGCUCACGCCCCCGCACCCCCCAUGCCCACACACCCACCCCUCGCUCCCCCCCACGGUGGCAGGUGGCAGUGACGGUGAGUGAGGACUGCACGGCGCGUGUGUGGAGCAUUGAAGAUGGCCGCCUGCUCGCACUCAUCCCCGCGCACCAGGGGUGGGGCAUAUGGCGGUGUGUGGUGCACCCCCCCACGCGCACGCUCAUCACAGGGGGGGCGGACGCCGCUAUCAAGCUGCACGCCCUCCCCUCCCCCCUGCCCUUCCCCGCCCCUCCCCCUUCCACCCUGCCCUCCCCACGCGCCCUCCCCUCCACCGUGCCGGCUGCCCUGUCAUGGCAUCCCCCUCUGGACGCACUACUGCUGCGCGUCACGCCCACGGGCGCCCUCACAGGCAGCACCAUCGCCCUCACCAGUGCUGCUGCCGCCACUGGUGCUCUGACAGAGGGGGAGGCAGGGGUGGAGGGGGACACUGGUGGCAAGGAUAGGGAGGAAGGGAGUGCAGAAGAGGAGGAGGAGGAGGAGGAGGAGGAGGAGGAGGAGGAGGAGGAGGAGGAGGAGGAGGAGGAGGAGGAGGAGGAGGAGGAGGAGGAGGAGAAGGAGGAGGGAAGAAAGGAAUCUGGAGAAGCAGGGCAGGGGAGGGAGAGGGAGGGGCGGUGGCGGGUGGUGUGUGGGUUCGGCAUGGGGCAGGCUGUGGCGCUCUCCCUCUCCCUCUGGGUCCUGCCCCCCCGCCCCAUGCAUGCAAGCAGGGAAGGGGAUGGGGAGGGUGGAGGCCAUGGGGGGAAACAAGGGGCGGAAGGUGCAGCUGAGGAAGGGGGGCAAGGGGGAGUGGCAGGGGAGGGAGGGCGGGCAAGUGAGUUGGGGGAGGUGGAGGUCCAUUGGUGGAGUGAGUGGCAAGCACACCAGGCAAGAAGGCUUCUUGGCACCUUCUGGUGCCGCAGCUUAAGUGACAGGCACGUCUUCACCACGGACCCAGCGGGCGGCGUUUGUCAUCGCCUUGUUUCCCCUUUUCCAUUGCCUUGUGUGCCCCGCGUGCAACAGCUGCUGCCAGCCUGGCAUUGGGCGAAUUUUCUCAUCAGGCCCCUCGAUCCGAAUUACUCUCCCCUCCCACCCCCCACCCCACCCUUCAUCCCGUCGCCCGGCCGGCAGCUGCUGGCACUGGGCGACCAGAGGGGCCACCUCUACCUCUACCGCUUCUCCCUCGCCGCCUCUGCUGCCAGCUGCCCAGUGGCGAAUUGCCACGUGGCAGCAGUGCUCAAGGGGGCGCAUGGCAUAUCUGCAGUGGCGAGUGUGGCAAUAGAGGGGGCAGCAGGCAUGGGCGCAGCUGCAGCGUCGCUUGGCUUCACUGCCCUCAUCCACACGACGGGCAGGGAUGGCUGCAUCUGCACCUUCGCCCUGCGCGCCCCACCGCCACCCCCACCGCUUGCCCCUGCACCUGGCCCACCUUGCAACUCUACGAGUACGGCAGCUGCCAGUGGGGGCGCGGUGGGGCAUAUGGGCAUGGCAUGUGCACCUGGCAGUGAGGAGGGCGACACGGGCGUGCAGGAGAGAGGGGGGCAGCAGGGGGGCGUGGUGUGUGUGGGGGUGCAGCGCGCAGGGGAGGUGGGCAUGGUGGAGCGCGUGGUGUGGGUGAGGGGCGGGGGAGGAGGGCGCAGGGCAGGCAGGGUGGCGGUGGGGUUUGCAGCAGCGGACUUUGUGGUGUGGAGUGUGGGCGAGCAGGCAGAGGUGGUGCGCAUAGCGUGUGGGGGAUGGCGCCGCCCGCACGCCUUCCUCAUCGAUGCGCUCUGCAUGGGGUCCUUCGCCUUCGCCUUCCUCAAGGGCAACCAUGUGCAUGUCCACCGCACCUCACCUGCCGCCACACACUCCGCCCUCCCCUCCCCACACAUGCCCCCCUCCUCCCUGCACACCACCUUCCACGGCCGCGAGCUGCACUCCCUCGCCCUCCUGCCUCUGCCCCCACGCCCCUCGCCCCACACCCACACCCCCUCCUCACCCUACGCCUCUCCCACACGUGCGUUCUCCUCGCUGCUGCUCUCUGCUGCUGAAGACGGCUGCCUGCGCGCCUCCCUGUACGACCCCUCAAGGGAGGGGAGCGGAGGGGUGCUGGAGGGCAGUGCGCGGGUGGGCGAGCACGUGGGGGGCAGCGCCAUCAGAGCCAUUGCCACGUGCGCUGCAGAGGGCAGCAGCAGCACUGCCAACCCCACAGAGCAGUGCGGCAGCAGCAGCGGUGGUGGUCUUGGUGGUGGGGCUGGCAGUGGGGUUGGUGGCCCCUCGUCGUGGCUGGUGUUCACGGCUGGGGCGCGCGAGGUGCUCAUGUGCUGGCUGCUGCUCUGCCCUGGCCCCAUUCCCCCGCCUGCUGCCCCGUGUCAUGCUCUUUCCCGAAUCUCCCCACACGCCGGGCAGCAGGGAGGGCAGCAAGAGGUGCAGACAGAGGGGGAGAAGCAGAGGGCUGGGAGGGAGGAGGUGGGAGGCAGAGGGGAAGGAUGGGAGGAUGUGUUUUUGAAAGGAGUGCAAGGGGGGGUUGGAGCAGAGGCGAGUGGGGAGGAUGGAGGAACGGAUGGGCGACAGGUUCUGUCGUUUUGGUUGAGCACUCACCGGCCAGAUAAAAGGCGAGUGGUGCCGUGCGGUUCCAGUGGAAAUGGCAGCAGCGGCGGUGUGGAUGACGAUGUGCGGUACCUGAGCGUCACUGCAUUUUCAUUCGGCAGCUUCUCCCAGCGCUCGCUGGUGGCGGUGAUAGCAGCGGCAACAUCAGACGCGCAGCUGCACCUGCUGGCCUUCCACGCGCCCUCCCUCUCCUGGCACCGCCUCGCCACCCUCCACCACCACACCUGCCCCGUCCUCUCCCUCCACCACCUCCUCCUCCCCUCCCCCACUGCCCACACUACCACCUCCCCCUCGCCUGCUGCCCCCACCACUGACCCCACCGCUGCCCCCUCGUCCUCGCUGCCUGCUCUGCCGCGCUGCCUCAUCACCAGCGGUGCCACGGACGGCGCUGUUGUGCUCUGGGAUGUCACCGCCCCUGUCAUCCACUUCCUGCACGCCACGUGGCAUGGUGCCUCGCAUCCCCCCCCACUCUUUCCCUCAUCAUUAUCCUCAACAGAAGCAUCAUCAGCAGGUGCAGCAGGGGGCAGCAGCUUGGGGGCAGUGCGGCCGUUGGGAGGAGGGGUGACGGAAGAAAGAGGGGAGCAGGUGGAGAGAAGGGAGGGGAAGGCGAGGGGGGAGCGGGAGGAGAGAGUGGAGGGGGAGGAGGUUUCAGAAGGCAAGGGAGGUGAGGAGAAGCGGCAAGGGUGUGCAGAGGCGCAGGGGUGGGCGGGUGUGGACGUGGGUCCGCUGUGUGUGGUGAGGGGCGCCCACCAGUCUGGCGUCAACUGUAUCUCCGCUGCUGCCACCUCCACGGCAGGGAGGGGCCACUGGCAGGGGCAAGAAACGCGAGCGGAUGGGGGGGAUGGGGGGAAUGGGACGGAUGGGGUUGAUGGGGUGGAAAAUGGCAGGGUGAGGGGCGUGGGGGCAGCACAAGUAGUGGUGGUGAGUGGCGGGGACGACGAGGCGGUGCAUGCUGUGGUGCUGCACCUGGACUGCAUGGGCGCCGAGCAGAGAGGGCACACAGGACGUUCCGAGGGGCAGAGCGCAGAGGAGGGGGGGGAGGGAGGAAGUGAGGGGGGAGGGAGGGGGAGAGUGGUGCGAGUGGUGGCACGGACAUGUCAACCCAAUGCUCACUCCGCUGCUGUCAAAGGCAUCUGGACGGAUGGGCAGGCGGUGCUGUCUGUGGGGCUCGACCAGCGCCUGCGCUGCUGGUCCCUCUCCUCCAAUCACCACGCGCCACAUGGCAAGGCAGGCGGUGCAGAGGCAGCUGCAGAAGGGAGAUGCAGCGAGGAGGGGCAGAGGGAGGGGCUGGCAGUGAUGGGUCAAGGCAAGGGCAGGUGA
Molecule: messenger RNA, 5724 nt
Organism: Closterium sp. Naga37s-1
Lineage: Eukaryota; Viridiplantae; Streptophyta; Zygnematophyceae; Desmidiales; Closteriaceae
Source: the annotation of a GenBank genome assembly